UGCUGCGGGGUCCUGACACAUUGUUAAAGUGAGCGGUUUGUUUGCUAACCGAUGCUAACCGAUGCUAACGGUCUCCGGUAUAUGAGACUGCCGGUACCGGAGCUGAAACUAACUCUGGUUUAGUUCGUGUUUCCGUUUUAAAGGUUCAUUCCUUGUUUUCGUUACAAAAAAACAGGCUGAUUUUCAUUUCAAACUUCGUUACUGGAGCGGAAAACAGGUGAGGCAUCACUUGGCCUCCAGCUUCUUCUUCUGUGGUUCCGUCAUGGAGCUGGCGUACGUGUGCGAGUGGGAGAAGCGUCCAAAGAGCACCCACUGCCCGUCCAUCCCGCUGGUCUGCUCCUGGUCCUGCAGGAACCUGGUGGCCUUCAGCACUGACCUGAAGAACGACGACGACGAAAAGGAUGUGAGUCACAUGAUCCACAUCAUCGACACCGAGCACCCCUGGGACGUUUACUCCAUCAACUCGGGACACACUGAGGUCAUUUCCUGUCUGGAGUGGGACCAAUCAGGCUCCAGGCUGCUGUCUGCAGACGGCGACGGUCAGAUUAAAUGCUGGUCCAUGUCGGAUCACCUGGUGAACAGCUGGGAGAGCGUCCUGUCCAGCUCCGUGGAUGGAGACCCCAUCGUGGCUCUCAGCUGGCUGCACAACGGAGUCAAACUGGCGCUGCACGUGGAGAUGUCUGGUUCCACCAACUUCGGGGAGAAGUUCUCCCGGGUGAAGUUCUCCCCGUCUCUGACCCUGUUUGGUGGGAAGCCGAUGGAGGGCUGGCUGGCGGUGACGGUGAGCGGUUUGGUCACCGUGUCGCUGCUGAAGCCGGGCGGCGCUCUGCUGACGGCCAGCGAGAGUCUGUGCAGGCUGAGAGGACGAGUGGCGCUGGCCGACAUCGCCUUCACCGGGGGAGGGAACAUCGUGGUGGCGGCCACUGAUGGCAGCAGCUCCUCCCCGGUCCAGUUCUACAAGGUGGUGGUGAGCGUGGUCAGCGAGAAGUGCCGCAUCGACACCGAACUGCUGCCGUCACUGUUCCUGCGCUGCACCACCGACCCGCUGAGGAGGGAGAAGUACCCGGCAGUCACCCACCUCAAGUUCCUCACCAGGGAGAACUCUGAGCAGGUGCUGCUGUGUGCGUCCAAUCAGAGCGGCAGCAUCGUGGAGUGCUGGUCUCUGAGGAAGGAGGGGCUCCCGGUCAACAACAUCUUCCAGCACCGAUCACCAGUCGUCGGGGAGAAGCAGCCGACAAUCCUGAAAUGGCGAAUCCUGACGACCACCAACGAUCUGGAGCGAGUGUCAGCCGUCGCUCUGCCCAAACUGCCCAUCUCCAUCUCCAACACCGACCUGAAGGUGGCGUCGGACACCAAGUUCUGCCCAGGACUCGGUCUGGCUCUGGCAUUCCAUGACGGCAGCAUCCAGAUCCUUCACCGUCUGUCCCUCCACACCAUGGGAGUGUUCUACGGGUCCUCGUCCUCCGCCCAGCGGCCCGGAGACGAGUCCACCAUCAAACGCCAGAGAACAUCCGGCCCUGCGCUCCACUUCAAGGCCCUGCAGUUCUCCUGGACCUCAUUGGCUCUGGCUGGAGUCGACAACCACGGCAAGCUGCACAUGCUGCGGGUGUCGCCCUCAAUGGGGCAGGUGCUGGAGAUGAACACCACGCUGCGCCACCUGCUGUUCCUGCUGGAGUACUGCAUGGUGACCGGCUACGACUGGUGGGACGUGCUGCUGCACGUGCAGCCCAGCAUGGUGCACAACCUGGUGGAGAAGCUGCAUGAGGAGUACAUGAGGCAGAACCAGGCGCUGCAGCAGGUUCUGGCGACUCGCAUCGUGGCCGUGAAGGCAUCUCUCUGUAAACUCUCCACGGCGACGGCGGCCCGAGCCUGCGACUUCCACGCCAAACUGCUGCUCAUCGCCAUCAGCGCCACCUUAAAGUCUCUGCUGAGGCCGCACGUCCUCAACACACCCGACAAGAGUCCAGGAGACCGUCUGACCGAGAUCUGCGCCAAGAACACCGACACAGAUAUCGAUAAGGUGAUGAUCAACCUGAAGACGGAGGAGUUUGUGCUGGACGGUCCCCCCCUGCAGUCCCUGCAGCAGCUCAUCCAGUGGGUCGGAGACUUCGUCCUUUACCUGCUGGCCAACCUGCCCAACCAGGGCUCCAUGGUCCGGCCCGGGUUCGGCUUCAUGAGGGACGGGGCGUCUCUGGGGAUGCUGAGGGAGAUGCUGGUGAUGAUCCGGAUCUGGGGCCUCCUGAAGCCCGGCUGCCUGCCCACCUUCACCGCCACGUCAGACAGCCAGGACAACCUGCAGCUGCUGUUCAGGCUGCUCACCAAGCUGUGGCUCUGCUCGCGGGACGACGGACCCCCCCAGGACCCCGAUGAGAGCCUGAUCGACGAGUGCUGCCUGCUGCCCAGUCAGCUGCUGGUUCCCAGCAUGGACUGGCUGCCGGUGAACGACGGCGUCAUCGUGAAGCUGCAGGGAAAGCAUCCGCUCAGGCUGCAGUUUGGAAAGGCCUCAUCGCUGCCCGGAGCCGGAACCACUGUCCCGCUGGAGGUCUUCACCAGGAGUCCUGGUUCCCAGAAGAUGGACAACCUGCGCUGUGUCCACAUGGGAGUCUGUCCCACUGAGGAGAGCAAAGCCUGCACCAGGUGUGGCUGCGUGACGAUGCUCCGUUCUCCCAACAAGACCAACGCGAUGAAGCAGUGGGAGCAGCGCUGGAUCAAGAACUGUCUGUGUGGAGGCCUGUGGAGGAGGAUCCCACCCACACUCAGCUGAGACGCCUGGACGCUCAUCAUCAGUGUGUCCUCUGAGAUAAAGUCUUAUCCUUUGGAAUGGUGAAGCUUUAAACAGGUGAUCACCAUGGUAACCGCGGUGCCUGAUGCUGCAGCUGGACUUCAGGCUGUUUUAUUGUCACAACAGAAACUUUCUGAACGUUUCUGCUCUAAAACUGUUAAAUAAUAUUUUAGUCACAUCAGUUUCCAUGUUUUUAUCCACAUUUUAGUUUCACUUUAAAAAAAAAAAAACGCCAACAUUUAAAAACUUCCCUCAGUUUCACAAACACGUUUUCUGACUUUUCCUGAACAGUUUCUGAGCUUAAUUUGGACUGAAACACCUGAAGUCACGACUGAUCGGCACCAAACACUGUCGCUGUUUCAAUCGCAAACUUUCUAUUUUUAUUUUCGGUGUCUUCACAGUAUUUCCUGUUUCAUCCAGUCUGAAUAAAAGAGGACAAACUGCUUCAUUACAGGAAUGAAACUUGAACUUCCACCUUCUGUUUCUGCAAACUGUAAAUCCAACCAGAGCACGUAGGUUUUUAUUUUUAUGAAUAAAUGUUUCUGUGAGGUUUGCUGGGAUGGAUGCUGGAGCACAGCUUCAGUCUUCUUCUACUCUGUUGAUCAGUGCAGCUACAGCGCCACCUUCUGACGACACCACUCUGGAUUUGUUCCCUCCAGAGCAGCGAGUGGAACAACAUUAAUCCACGUUCAUUUUACAGUUCGUUACAGAGACAUGAUUCACAUUAAACUGACUAUAAACAUAAAUUACACAUGAAAGCAGGACUUUUAUACUUUAAACCAUUUUCUGAGUAUUUGUUAAAACCUGGUGUUAAGUAUGAAUAACCUGCAUCCCACUGAGCAUGCCCAGUAGCUCCUCAGACUCUUGUACCAAUGUUGGACCAAAUCGUUCUGAUCAUUUAAAGGCUCAUUUCGCAGAUUUGAACUUCUUCCUGACUGUGAGGAGUCAAACUCAGUCGCUGUUUCUGGACUCAUAUUAACAACAUGAACACGGACAGCCGGGUCAGAACCAGCUUCAUGGGUCCACUUUAGUAAUCAGGAUGUUGAAGUUUAGCUUCAGCGCUACAGAGUAAACUGUAAAUAGAAUCUUUUUUGUAAUAAAACCAGUAAACUGUUGAUGUCUCUGAGAUUGUUGUGACUGAAGAACAUGUUGCUCUUUAAAUGGAUCUGAACCUCAAA
This is a messenger RNA of Acanthochromis polyacanthus (spiny chromis), 3960 nucleotides long. RefSeq names its product mediator complex subunit 16 (gene med16). Bases 263 to 2764 code for a protein of 833 amino acids. NCBI's taxonomy places the organism in Eukaryota, Metazoa, Chordata, Actinopteri, Pomacentridae. Gene Ontology annotation, molecular function: protein binding. The transcript is spliced from 16 exons. Gene Ontology annotation, cellular component: mediator complex. The record is from RefSeq and is a predicted model, not a curated record. Gene Ontology annotation, biological process: positive regulation of DNA-templated transcription.